Sporisorium graminicola is the source of this 897-nucleotide messenger RNA. RefSeq lists its product as uncharacterized. Gene Ontology annotation, cellular component: endosome; retromer complex. Gene Ontology annotation, biological process: retrograde transport, endosome to Golgi; intracellular protein transport. The record is from RefSeq and is a predicted model, not a curated record. Lineage: Eukaryota; Fungi; Basidiomycota; Ustilaginomycetes; Ustilaginales; Ustilaginaceae. The transcript is spliced from 5 exons. Bases 1 to 897 code for a protein of 298 amino acids.
AUGGCAUCAUUCUUCUCCUUUUCGUCGCCAGUCGACGUUGACGUGCGUCUGGACGGCGAAGAUGCUCGCAAGCAGGUCGAGAUCAAGAUGGACAAGGCGGGUAAGGAAAAGUGCCCCAUCUACUUUGAUGGCGAGAGCGUCAAGGGAUCGGUAUCUGUACGAGUAAGAGACGGCAAGAAGCUCGUACAUGAAGGCAUCAAGAUCGAGUUUGUUGGCAGUAUAGAGAUGUUCUACGACCGCGGCAACCACUACGAAUUCCUCUCGCUUGUCCAGGAGCUCGCAUCACCGGGCGAGAUGAGAGCCGCACAAAACUUUGACUUCGAGUUCAAGAACGUCGAAAAGCAGUACGAGAGCUACAAUGGCAUCAAUGUCAAGUUGAGGUAUUACAUCCGAGUAACGAUAUCGAGACGGUUGACGGAUGUGGUCAAGGAACGCGACAUCUGGGUGCACUCGUAUCGCAUGCCGCCAGACUCGAACAACGCCAUCAAGAUGGAAGUGGGCAUCGAGGAUUGUCUGCACAUUGAGUUCGAGUAUAACAAGUCCAAAUACCACCUGAAAGACGUGAUCGUUGGCAAAAUUUACUUCCUGCUCGUGCGCAUCAAGAUCAAACACAUGGAGCUCUCGAUCAUUCGGCGCGAAACCACGGGCGCGGCGCCCAACCAGUACAACGAGUCGGAAACCAUCACCAAGUUCGAGAUCAUGGACGGCGCGCCCGUCCGCGGCGAGACCAUCCCCAUCCGGCUGUUCCUGGGCGGCUUUGAGCUGACGCCGACGUUCCGGGAUGUCAACAAGAAGUUCAGCACGCGGUACUACCUGAAUCUGGUGCUCAUCGACGAGGAGAACAGGCGGUACUUCAAGCAGCAGGAGAUCACGGUGUUCAGGAUCCCGGAGAACUGA